AUGCCUCGCACACGCAGGUCUAAUCGCCAAUCAGGCCCAAGAACCAAGUAUACGGAUGACCCGUUCGAGAUGGCCGGGGUCAGCGAUGAAUCAGCCCCGGAGGAGACCCGUCCACCCCAAAGUAAGGGAAAAGCUGCGGUUUCGCAGGCUCAGGGUUCUUCUUCUGACGAGGAAUUCAAGAUGGCUGACGAAGCCAACGAGGACAACCCGGACGAUAGCUCUGAUGACGAGGAUGAUGACGGGGACAUGGUUCCUGAGAAUGAUGGCGACGAAGACGAGCCAAUGUCAGAGGACAGUGAACCUGCUCGUUCCCGUCGUCAUCUGAAGACUCCUGCUGCACGUCCGAAGUCCGCCAGAAAGCGACAUACAGAUGGCCCUUUCGUGUCGGCGGACGAUGAGACGCAUUCCCGGGGUUCCUGGAAUCCCGCAGAACAUUUGGGAAAGGCGGACCAUUUUCGGGUGACCUUCGGUACGGAUGAUAGGGAUCUUUUGUCUAUUUUGCAUGCGAGAGAUAUCUGGUCGGGGGGUCUUGAUUCGACCUUUCCCACUCGUUCAUCGUUGGACGAGGCGCAGAAGGCGUCAGGGUAUAGGUAUGGAUUAACGUUUGGUGCUGAGCCCGAGGACCUGGAGAGGGAGAGGACCCGCGGAUGGGAUUGGUACUAUGCCGAGGAUGUGGGAGGGAGAAUACGAAAACGCCAGCGGAUCGAGAAAAUCUCAGAGCGUCAGGUUCGUCAAGCCUACCUGCCGCGCCCGAGGGAGCAGAAGCAUAAAGUAUUCAUCGGUCCGGUGGAUGAUCAGAAGUUGUUCACGUUGGCGCAGCAUGAGUCUGUCGACUUCGGCGAGGCUUGGCCGGAAACGAAAGAUUCUACGCGCACAAAGAAAACGAAAAGGCAAGGUUGGAUCCUAAACAUGGGACAAAGGGUCAAAUGCAUGGCUUGGGCUCCUAACCAACCCGGUCUGACACAGUAUUUGGCCAUGGUGGCUCCUCUUCUAGAAGAACAGAAGGUAAAUUACGCCAGACCCUUGGAUGCGGGCGCGCCUGCAUUCAGUCCGUCUGCGCCGUAUCCAUGUGCCUUGCAGCUCUGGGCGUUCAAGGCCGCGAAAGAUGACUCGUUCACUAAGAAAUUAGAUAUGAGCUCCAAGCCUCGAUUACGCUUAACUCUAUGUACUAAUUGGGGAGAUCUUAAACGGAUCGCUUGGUGCCCCAUGGCUCGAGAUUCGCGGGAUGAAGACGACGAAGAUGCCUUGAAAAACAUUGGCCUCUUGGCAGGAAUAUGGGGAGAUGGUUGUGUGCGAGUCAUCGACGUCAAGUUGAGUCGGGACCCCAGAAAGACGGAAUUCUGUACGACGGUCACCAGGGUCGCGUCGCCGGUCUUCGAAGCCAAGCCGCCUUCGACGGUGUGCACAUGCGUUGCAUGGCUCUCUCCCAGUGACAUCGCCGUUGGCUGUGCCAAUGGCUUCGUGGCCGUCUGGAGUAUCGCAUCUUCAAGCACCUCACCUCAACCGCUGCCGUACUUCUACGAACCCCUCCAUUCGACGUACAUUCUCAACCUGACAUCCGCUUAUCCCACGUACCCCCAUUUGCUAUCUACGACGUCGAUGGAUGGCGAUACCCGGCUAACAUCGCUCAUCGACCGUCACAAAAACACCGUCGGGACGAUGCGCAUGCGGUUCGGAUCGGCCCACUUAUCAUACUCGCCCAUCCUGCAGGCUUUCCUCUCCGGUGACGAAAACGACUUCGCCAGGAUGCUGGCGGUGCGUCGCUUUUACACCACGACCGCCAUUGCCCGGCUUCCGAGCACGAUUUCCGCGCUGGCGCCGUGUAGUUUCUGGCAUCCGAGUCUUUUAUAUGGAGCUACCAGCGGCGCCGUGGUGGCGAUCAACCCGAUGCGACGAGUUUUGCACCCCAAAGAAAAGCAAUGGCAGCAGACCUGGUUUACGCACGAAUGGGUGCGAGGGACGGAAACCAAUAGUCCGGGAGCCAGUCGAUUCCACGACGGAUACCGCGCUGAGAGCAUCAGCUUGCUGCGGAACCUGAUGGGGGACCCUAAGCUCGUCAACGGCACCAUGAUCAUCACGAUCUUCGAGGAAGGAACGCACGUCACUGCGUUGUCCUGGAAUCCCAACCAAGCAUGCGCUGGAUGGGCCAGCGCUGGACUAGGCUGCGGGCUGAUUCGAAUCGAGGAUUUGGCUAUAUAG
Aspergillus tanneri is the source of this 2199-nucleotide messenger RNA. Its product is annotated as transcription factor TFIIIC subunit TFC6. The transcript is spliced from 2 exons. Gene Ontology annotation, molecular function: protein binding. Gene Ontology annotation, cellular component: transcription factor TFIIIC complex. Gene Ontology annotation, biological process: transcription by RNA polymerase III. The record is from RefSeq and is a predicted model, not a curated record. NCBI's taxonomy places the organism in Eukaryota, Fungi, Ascomycota, Eurotiomycetes, Eurotiales, Aspergillaceae. Bases 1 to 2199 code for a protein of 732 amino acids.